Agrilus planipennis (emerald ash borer) is the source of this 1092-nucleotide messenger RNA. Its product is annotated as integrator complex subunit 11. The transcript has 2 exons. Lineage: Eukaryota; Metazoa; Arthropoda; Insecta; Coleoptera; Buprestidae. Gene Ontology annotation, cellular component: nucleus. The record is from RefSeq and is a predicted model, not a curated record. Gene Ontology annotation, biological process: snRNA processing. The coding region runs from base 160 to 1092 and encodes 310 amino acids.
UUAUUGUGUAUAACUUAACAAUUUAUAAGUAAUAAGUGGAAAGAAAAUUGCAAAAUAAUGAAUAGUAAUGUAAACAUUUUAAUCACCUAGUUUUCUAUUAAUGUUUAAAUAUAUACAGCGGUGCAUAUUUUUAUUAGCGAACUCUUAACUAUAGCGGUAAUGCCUGAGAUAAAGAUUACCCCUUUAGGAGCCGGUCAAGACGUUGGACGAAGUUGCAUUUUACUUUCAAUGGGGGGAAAAAAUAUAAUGUUGGAUUGCGGAAUGCAUAUGGGUUACAACGAUGAACGUAGAUUUCCGGACUUUUCUUUUAUAUGUCCUGAAGGCCCCAUUACUCCCUAUAUAGACUGUGUCAUCAUUUCUCAUUUUCAUUUAGAUCAUUGUGGAGCAUUACCAUACAUGUCUGAAAUGGUGGGUUACAGUGGCCCUAUUUAUAUGACUCAUCCCACUAAAGCAAUAGCUCCAAUACUCUUGGAAGAUAUGAGAAAAGUGUCAGUGGAGAGGAAAGGAGAUCAAAACUUUUUUACCUCACAAAUGAUAAAAGAGUGUAUGAAAAAAGUGAUUGCUGUAACAUUACAUCAAAGUGUGAUGGUAGACAAUGAUUUGGAAAUUAAAGCUUAUUAUGCUGGGCAUGUUCUUGGGGCAGCUAUGUUUUGGAUACGAGUUGGGUCACAAUCAGUUGUUUAUACUGGUGAUUAUAACAUGACUCCAGACCGUCAUCUAGGUGCUGCCUGGAUUGAUAAAUGUAGACCAGAUUUGCUUAUAAGUGAAUCAACUUAUGCAACUACAAUAAGAGAUUCCAAAAGAUGUAGAGAAAGAGACUUCCUGAAAAAAGUUCAUGAGUGUAUAGAUCGUGGAGGAAAGGUUCUGAUACCUGUUUUUGCAUUAGGCAGAGCACAAGAACUUUGUAUAUUACUGGAAACUUAUUGGGAGCGCAUGAAUUUGAAGGCACCAGUAUACUUUGCUGUUGGUUUAACUGAAAAAGCAAAUAACUACUAUAAAAUGUUUAUAACUUGGACUAAUCAGAAGAUCAGAAAAACAUUUGUGCAGAGAAACAUGUUUGACUUUAAACAUAUCAAACCAUUUGAUAGGUAA